AUGAGUUUCAUCCCCGAAGCCAUCACGCCGACGUCCGUCCUGUCAUGGCAGUCUGCAGCUACGCUCCUCGUCAUAUGGAUCACCUAUUGUCUAGGGCGCGCCAUCUACAAUGUGUCGCCUCUACACCCUCUCAGCAAGUUUCCUGGCCCCAAGCUGGCUGCCGCCUCGUAUGCUCCCGAGUGCUGGUACGAUUUCGUGAAGAAGGGGCGGUACACCUAUGAGAUUGUCAAGAUGCACCAAAUCUACGGACCCAUAGUCCGCAUAAACCCUGACGAGGUGCACUGCAAUGACGUCCGCUUCACCGACGAAGUCUACGCCAUCAACGGAAGAAAGAGAGACAAGCACAUCCACCACAUGAUCAACCUACCAGAUCCCGCAACCUUUGCUACCUUUGGCACCCUUGACCACGAUCUCCACCGCAGACGGCGAGCCGCCGUCGGCAAGUUCUUCUCCCGGCAGCAGAUGCUCAAGCUCGAGCCGCAAGUCUACGCAUCAGCGCAGAAACUAUGCGACAAGCUUCUUUCGUUUGCUGGUCCGGAUGGCGAGGUCGUGCCUUUGCAAGACGCCUAUAGCUGCUUUACGACGGACGUGAUUACCGAGUACUGCUUUGGCGAGUCGUUUGGGUUUCUUGAGCAGAAGGAGUGGACGCCUAAUUAUCGUUCGGCUGUUUAUGGGGCACUGGUUCAUACGUUCCUGUUCAAGUUCUUUCCGUGGACGAAGAUUAGAACGGCGAUUGAUAAACAAGCACCACAGACCGUCAUCCCAGCCCUCGUAGAGAAGGCUAGAGACCGCAAAGUUACAGGCACAGAUGCCAACGCUCGCCCUAACGUCUUCGCCGCCUUAUUCGACUUCGAUCUCCCACCCGAAGAAAAGACGGUUCCACGACUCACGUCCGAGGGUGCCAUCAUGAUAACCGCAGGAACGGAAACAACAAGCUACACGCUUACAAUGAUCAGCUUCCACCUCCUAUCGAACCCCGGAAUCUUGGAAAAGUUGACACGAGAACUUCAAGGGGCGGUCAAGGAUCCGAAGCACCUGCCAAACUGGCCCACGUUGGAAACACUGCCGUAUCUGAAUGCUGUUAUCUCUGAGGGUCUACGGCUGGCGCCGGGCGGGUCGAUGCGCACUGGCAGAGUCGCUACCGAGGAGGAUCUCGUCUAUCGCGGGGAAUGGAGGCCUGAAGAGUCAGAUGUCGAUAUGGAUGUGUGCCAUGUCAUACCCAGCGGAUGGGCGGUCAGUAUGAGCGCUAUCAUCUCACAUCUCGAUGAGAGGAUGUUUCCGAACGCCAAAGAGUUUAUACCAGAGCGGUGGAUCGAUGAGAACGGUCAGAGGAGAAGAGAGUUGGAAACUGGAUUCAUCCCGUUUUCCAAGGGAACUCGACAGUGUGUGGGAAUGCCACUCGCCUACUCUGAGUUAUACAUCGCCUUGACUUCUUUGGUGCUGAGGGUCUUUCCGCGCAUGCAAUUGUACGAUACCACUUUGCGCGAUGUUGAGUAUGAUCAUGACUUGGGCGUGCCGAUUCCCGCGACCGAGAAUGGCGUAAAGGUCAAGAUCGUCUGA
This is a messenger RNA of Colletotrichum scovillei, 1560 nucleotides long. Its product is annotated as trichodiene oxygenase. Gene Ontology annotation, molecular function: monooxygenase activity; oxidoreductase activity, acting on paired donors, with incorporation or reduction of molecular oxygen; heme binding. The record is from RefSeq and is a predicted model, not a curated record. The transcript is spliced from 5 exons. Lineage: Eukaryota; Fungi; Ascomycota; Sordariomycetes; Glomerellales; Glomerellaceae. Bases 1 to 1560 code for a protein of 519 amino acids.